GUCCGGUCCGUCUCGUCUUCUUGUGUUUUCUCUCUUUGUAGAUUGUGUUUGUGAAUUUGAUAUAAUAAAAAAACAUUCAUUUUGUUAGCAAGUACUGUUGCAGUACAAAUCUAAAUAUAAGUUUGAGAAUUGGUACACUAAUAAUUAAAGUAUAAUCCGAGGAUGGAAGGGUUUAUCGAAGUUAAUGAAAUAUCGGAUUUUGUUUCCUACAUUCGAAGUAUUGAAUGGAGGGAUCCAUGGCUGAUGGCGCUGCUGUCCUUCCACGCACUUGUGACCAUCAUGUGUUUCUCUACGAGGAACUACGGCAACUUUCAAGUUAUAUUAUUUAUAACACUUUUAUUACUGGUGUACUUCUCGGAGAAUAUAAACGAGGUGGCCGCGCGGAAUUGGACUCUAUUCUCUAGGCAACAGUACUUCGAUAGCAAAGGCCUGUUCAUAUCGGUCGUAUUCUCCAUUCCUAUACUGCUCAACUGCAUGAUUAUGGUGGGAUCAUGGCUGUACCAGUCGACGCAACUGAUGACCAACCUGAAGAAGGCUCAGCUUCGACAGCGGCUCAAAGAAAUGGACCAACAGCAAAGAAAACUGCUGAAGGCCGAGUAAAUGUGAUGUACACCGAGUCAAUUAUUAUUGUUAUGUAAAUUUAAAUGUAAAAAUUUUCUGACGGCGUUUGCGCAUGACGCGCGUAACAAAAGAAUGCGAUUCAUGACGUCAUCAACAUCUUUUGGGUUGGUUUCAUGGGUGUAGAAAAUGUACAAAUUCUAAUAAGCCUGAAGUUUGUCUGCGGGUAGAUUGAUACGUGCCAUUAGAUCACAAAACGGGGUGCCUUGAGUACGUGUUGUAGUCGUGUGGUAAAUGCGCUAUUUCUAGCACAUUCUAGGCGUUAUAUAGAAAGGCAUAGUCUGUGCUGAUUUGCCUUUGUAAAAUUACAUUUUGCAACAGUGAUCGAUCGAAUCGAAAUUAGAUUAAUAGCGGUAUCAAAUACAAGAAUUGACCUGCAAUGACGUGAUUGGAUAAGUAUAUUGCAAUUGGUAUGAGUCAGAUUAUAACAUGAGUAAAUAAUCUAUAUGUGUUCUCUAAAGUUAUAACUAAUUGCCAGGCGACACUUCACGAUUGAUGAUAUAAUGAAGAAUGCCAUGUUAUUAUUUUAUAACCUGAAUUUACUGCCGCACUUAAGUUACAGUUAUAACUAGGCAUAUAUAAGACAUCAUAAUAACUCCGCAUUUGAACAUAAAUUAACUAUCCAUAAGGUAGUGAACUUGUGUACUUAAAUAGUACUUACAUAAAUGUUUUUUCUCUUUUUCUUACGAAACAAAAACCAAGAUUGCGUUCAUGGCUACGAUAAUCAAAUAUACUUACAUGUUUUUCUUAAUUUUUAUAAGUAUACUUACUUAUUUUUCCACAGGUUUUAAGAUAACUUAUAAGAUUUUCGUAACUAAUUUGACAGUUCAACGAAAUGCUUAUGAAUCUUAUGAUUAUGAAUAUUAUAUUAGCUGUCUAAUAUUUUAGAGUAGUGUGAGACACAUAGAUAGUUUUGUGAUACUGAUGGUGCAAUCGAGAAUUAUGAGUUACGGGGUUUGGAGGUUAAAAUAUCGCUAAUAUUAAUAUUAAUGACGUUAAAAUAUCACUGGGGUUGAAAAUGUAUGAAAACCCUCUUGUUUAAACACUCUCACAAAAGUUACGUAAAUAUGGGGUUAUUGACAAGUGAAAAAAUAUAUAUUUGAUUGGCAGUUAUUCCAUAUAUGUUUUAUCUCGUAACAAGUGGGCCACUCUAUCGUCAAGUCCCAUUACUACGUAAACUGAUUUUGAAUGAUAAAAAUAUGUAUGGAACAUAGGCUGUUAUCUGACGAUACUAACGCCCUCUGUAAACCGUUUAUUGCAUAGGCAAUGUGCGAUAAAAAAAACCUCCAAGCUCCAUAAUAUGUAAUAAAAUUGAAUAUAUAUUGUACAAAGUAUAUUCACCAGAUUAAGUUUAGAUUUUAUUAAAGAUCUUAAGUAA
Molecule: messenger RNA, 1996 nt
Organism: Plutella xylostella (diamondback moth)
Lineage: Eukaryota; Metazoa; Arthropoda; Insecta; Lepidoptera; Plutellidae
Gene: Tmem18
Product: transmembrane protein 18
Cellular component (GO): nuclear membrane
Source: RefSeq, a predicted model, not a curated record